AUGUCUGACGACGAAGAGGACUAUUCUAAGCUUCACUCCGAUAGAAAUCGAAAGAAAAGAAAAGCUGGAGGAUGGCAGUCGAUGGGACUCGAUCAUGCGAUUUUCAAAGGCAUCGAGAGAAAAGGUUUCAAGCAGCCAACACCUAUCCAGAGGAAGACAAUUCCAUGUAUUCUUGAUGGUAAAGACGUCGUGGCGAUGUCUCGUACAGGAAGUGGAAAGACGGCCGCAUUCGUUAUUCCCAUGUUGCAACGAUUGAAGCACAGGGACACCAAGGGCAUUCGUGCUCUGUUGGUUUCACCGACUAGGGAACUCGCACUUCAGACAUUUAAAGUAGUUAAGGAGCUUGGACGGUUCACUGGCUUGCGCUGUGCCAUCCUUGUCGGAGGAGACGCUAUUGAAGACCAGUUCUCCACUAUUCAUGAAAACCCUGAUAUAUUAAUUGCAACCCCGGGACGUCUCCUUCAUGUCAUAGUCGAAAUGAAUCUCCGACUCGGUUUCGUACAAUACGUGGUAUUCGAUGAAGCGGAUCGGCUGUUCGAAAUGGGAUUCCAGGAUCAGUUAAUAGAAACUCUUAAGCGAAUUCCAGAAUGUAGGCAAACGUUGCUUUUCUCUGCCACACUUCCGAAAAUCUUAGUGGAUUUCGCAAAAGCAGGAUUGACAGAUCCGAUGUUAGUUCGCCUUGAUGUCGACGAAAAGAUUUCGGAUCGUUUGUCAAUGGUAUUCGCACUAUGUAGGGUUGACGAAAAACUUGCUGUUUUGCUACAUUUGUGCAGACAGAUGAACGCUGAGAACAGUCAAACUCUGGUGUUUUGUGCUACAAUGAAGCAUGUCGACCAGCUUGAUGCCACUGCUCGAAAACUAAACAUCGCAAGAUUCACCGAGAGGAAGAAUAAUAUCCUCAUUGUAACUGAUGUUGCUGCGCGCGGUGUGGAUAUUCCUCUCCUUGAUACGGUUAUAAACCUUCACUUCCCACCUAAAGCGAAAUUGUUCGUUCAUCGUGUCGGUCGUGUGGCACGAGCAGGACGAAGUGGAACUGCCAUUUCGCUUAUUGCUCCUGAUGAGCUUCCGUAUCUCACCGACCUCUUUCUCUUUUUAGGAAAGCCAAUGCAGUUUGCCCGUGACGAUGAUAAAUACGAUAAAGAAAUCACUCUUAUUGGAAAAACACCUGAGAGCAUUGUUGGUCUCGAGUCAGAUUUCUUCAAUUCGAUUCAUGACAAUAAUGAAGAGAUGCUUGAUCUUCAAAAAAAGGCAGCAAACGCCAUGAUGCGUUUUACGCGGACUCGUCCUCCACCGUCUGCUGAGUCAGCUAGGAGAGUGAAGGAGGAGUUAAGGAUGAAGCUGUCGGAAUGUUCUUCUCAUCCUUUCUUACGUACAGCUGGUGAUAGUCAGCAGUACAGUAUAGUUAACAAAUUGGCAAAUUAUAAGAGCUCUGUGACAAUUUUUGAGCUGAAUGUUGGGAAUAAAUCUUAUCCUGCUGCUGUAAUGAAAGAAAAGCGACGUCAACACCAAGAACGCAUUCGCCAAAUGAGUGAGAUCACUACCUUGAGGAAGGAAGUCCUUUCUAAUAAACAAGAUUGCAACCGUGAGGUAGCAGAACGUUCAAAUGAUGAGCAAGCAAAUGAAGCAGAAAUUGCAAAGGUAUUUACGGAGGUAAAGGUACUGUAUUUUCCUCUUAAAACUUUUUUUUCUCUAGCUCCUAUUAUUAAACAUCUAGCACUCGAUAAGGUAGAUUUUGCACGGCAAGCCGAUUGCGCAGUAGUGGAGAUAUUCGCAGAUGAUGACAAAGGGAUGUAUAGACAAAAUCACGUAAAAAGAUGGGAUCGAAAGAAAAAACGAUUUGUUGGAAGUGCUGGUGAUGGUGAAGAUAUCAAGAGAAUACGUACCGAGGAUGGCACAUGGCUUCCAGCAUCCUAUAAAACGGGACGUUACGAAGAUUGGAAGAAAAAACAGAAACUCGGCUACAAGAAGGUCAUAGUGGUGCUGCAUGGGUUUUUCCUUUAUUUUCCUAAGAGCUAA
Molecule: messenger RNA, 2016 nt
Organism: Angiostrongylus costaricensis
Lineage: Eukaryota; Metazoa; Nematoda; Chromadorea; Rhabditida; Metastrongylidae
Source: the annotation of a GenBank genome assembly